AUGACGACGUCCAAGGCCAACGCGACAUGGGGGAUGGGACGCCUUACUCCAGCCCGCCCCAAGGACCCCAGUCUGGGUUUUUGCUCGAUUCUUCCACGCUGUGGGAGCGAGUUCCUGUCAACAAUCGCGGCAUUUUGCGAAAUGUCGCGGUUAUUCUGCCUCCUGCUUAUGGCUACCGGCGUGCAAGUGGCAGCAAGUACAGUUCAAACAGUCGCGAAACGCGAUGUGCAGGCCGACCUAUCCGACGGGUUUUGUCGUAAUUGGGUAUUCGGCGCAAAUAUCGUCGGCGAUGUUUUGUACAUGAAUGGCAUGGAUGGUGGGAGUCUUGACACCGAUAAGAAUGCGUCGAACAACUAUUUCAUCAAGGUGGAUCUCUCUGCUCCAGUUGAUCUACAAGACGGGUCCAACUAUAAACUGAGCUUGAUUCCUACCGACGUCCCGAAGCUGAGAGACCAGGCACUGUGGUCAAAUCAAGCCAACUCGACGCUUUUCAGCUACGGAGGACGGAGCCCGACUGGGAAAAAACCAGAUGCUGGUGGAGUGUGGAUGUACAGCAUCUCCGAUGGUUCGUGGGAGGAACAAAAGACAUCUGUCAAACCCGUGCGACUUAUUGAGGGUGCAUACGUCAAUGUCCCCGAACUGCAGGCAGCGUAUUACCUUGGCGGGUAUCAAACCAAGCAAACGACCUCGUCAAUAACCGACGGCACAAAAUCCUAUGCAACCGGCAUGAUCCAAUACAACACAACUACAAUGGAGUACACCAUGCUCGAAGCCCCAUUCACGCCUGUACAGCAAGGCGCGCUGGUUUAUCUACCAGCCCGUGACAAGGGAGCUUUAGUUUUCCUCGGUGGUGAAGUUCCAGCUAGCAAAGACAGUAUCGAUACAGAAAUUACUCCAAACUCGUGGGAUUACGUCCAGGUCUACGAUAUUGAAGCGGGUGUGUGGUAUAAACAAACGACCACAGGCGACGUGGCACGUCGAACCCAGUUCUGCGCAUCGGUUAUGCAUGAUCCCUCAUCGGAAUCAUUUCAGAUCUACGUUAUAAGCGGGGCGGACUAUGAGAGUAAAGAGAUAGUAAAAGACGUCUCAUAUCUGUCCAUCCCUUCAUUCAAAUGGUACCGAGCGGCAGGCCUAGCCAAAGGUCGAAUGUCCCAUACGUGCCAAGCGUAUGGGAGACAGAUUCUCGGCGUUGGUGGACGCCAGAGCUAUGUCCCCAUAAGUGAUCCCAAGGCAGGAUGUUACAAAACGCCAGCCUUCCUAUACGACGCGCAGUCCGAACUUGUUCGCAAAACCUUCGAUCCCGCGCUGCUGAGCUAUUCCAUCCCCUCCAGCACGGCGGGCGAUAUCCAAAACUCCCCGACGCCGUCAGUAUGGGACAAUCCGUCACUGGCCUUUCUCCUCACAGAUAGGUCGAAUAAUAACACGAGUACCAAAGAAACCCAGACCAAACCCACAAACAAAGGCGCUAUCGCAGGAGGAGUGGUCGGUGGCGUGGCUGGAGCCGCCGUUAUCCUUGGGCUCAUCUGGUUCUCUUUACUAUCUCGACGGCGCAAGGCCCAGCAGGAUGAUACCGAGCAACCUAAAACAAGCGAGCGUAAACUGCCGAUUCUAGGGGAGCUCUCUGCCAACCAAGCUCUUAGGGAGCUAGGUACGUCUCAGAGCAGAGUUGAGGUUGGAAGUCACGGAAGUCAGCUCUACGAGUUGGACGGUGGGCAGACGCAGCAUAGUCAGAGUCAGAAACAGUCCAUGGACAGACGGACCGAGGAACGACCCGAGCGAUGA
Aspergillus puulaauensis is the source of this 1782-nucleotide messenger RNA. RefSeq lists its product as uncharacterized. The transcript is spliced from 7 exons. Gene Ontology annotation, molecular function: protein binding. The coding region runs from base 1 to 1782 and encodes 593 amino acids. The record is from RefSeq and is a predicted model, not a curated record. NCBI's taxonomy places the organism in Eukaryota, Fungi, Ascomycota, Eurotiomycetes, Eurotiales, Aspergillaceae.